Molecule: messenger RNA, 1617 nt
Organism: Symbiodinium pilosum
Lineage: Eukaryota; Dinophyceae; Suessiales; Symbiodiniaceae
Source: the annotation of a GenBank genome assembly
AUGUCACACCGGGGGUUGGAGCACAGGCAUUUCAGGUACAGGUGCGCAACGUUCAACACAAAAGCGGAAGCACUGGAAGACACAACUGCCACCCUGAGCUCGGCCACUCGGAGCCUCACUUGUCUCGUCGCACUGCCAAAAGUAGACAAAUUCAGCAUCUCCGCCAAAAAAGGGGGCGCUGGAGGGACCAGCAGCCAGGCCCCAUCGCCCAGUACCGCGCCUGCCUCGGCAAUAGACAAGGACAAGGGCAAAGGCAAAGGUAAGGGACAAGGUAAGGGCCAAGGCAAAGGAAAAGCCAAGGUCACAGCGUCGGACAUACCGGUCGCGCGCCGCAUCCUGGGCGCAUCGGGUCGGUCUUACUCUGCCCUGCUUGUUGCAGUUGACUUGUCCAAGAAGGAGCUUCAGGACCAUGAGUUGGCCAAGGAGGAGGGCGUGCGACAGUCCAUCCCUGGCCGCAUCGGCCCGCUUAUUCGAUUUCGCGACGGCCUUGCUGCGCAAUGCACGUCGUCAUCAAAGGCUUUCAGCAAGAGCCCCAAGCUUGCCAUUGCCACCUGGGCAACCGGCCAUCAUGUGCAGCUGACCGACUCAUGGAAUUGGGCGGAAGAGCAAGCGGCUAACGGAGCCAAACAGGAGUCCGACAAGGACUACUUUGCCAGGGCGAGCCGUGUGCAAACUUUGGGCCUCGCCGUGCACGGCAGCAAGCUUGGGUGGAAGAGGCCGACGACGGCUGAGACCUGUUUUCCUCGUGUGUGGCAGCUCAAUGGACGCCCUAAGUCAUGGGACUUUGCGCAAGCCUCGGCUGUUGUUGAAGACCAUUUUCAGGAUGUCCGCAUGAUCCGCCAGCGCACCCGUGGAGCCGACAAAACCUUCUUGUUCAGGGGUGCGGCCACGGCUGGGGCUGAAUGCGAUUUGUUGCCCAUAGCCACUCAGGAUGGGGAUGGAUCCCAGCUUAUGUUGUGGGCCAGUUUGGCGCCUGCCAAGGCUGAGCAAGUAAAACAGAAGCGCAUCAAGACAGGUGCCCUGCCUUUCGUCACGCCGACUCCUGAUAUCUUCACGCCGGUUGUUCAAAGUUUGCCGGUGAAGCCCUGCCAGGAAGCUGCUUCGGAGGAUGCGACCAUGCAAGGUGACGCCUCGCCUUCUGCGGGGGCCUCUGCCGUCAAGGACAAGCCGAAGCUAGAGACUGCUGAUAGUGACGCCGCGGCAAAGAGGCAGAAGGUUACAGUCCGGGAGGUGCCCAAAGGUUGUGUUACGCAGGCGGCCGCUAAGGAUGGCAACUGCAUGUACCAUGCCGUUGGCGAUGGCCUGCGCUGGCUGAAGGAGCAGCCCAAGGCGUUCCACCACCUUGACCCUCGUGCCCGUGUUGCUGAGCACCUUGCCAGACACAAGGAGGACUAUGAGCCUGCAUGGUCCAGUGACGGUCGUCCCGGUCCUGAUGGCACUGCCUUGCCGGACUGGGAUGCCUUUGUUGCGCAAGUUGCCUUGCCUGGCAAGUACAGUGGCAGUGGCGAAGCUGAGCUCAAGGCCUUGUGUAGGCUGUUCUCCAUCAGGGUCAUUGUCAUCCCUGCUGACCCCAACUGGAAGGUCUGUUCCUAUGGCAAGGCCAAGUACAAAGAUGUU